AUGUCUUUUCGCUACGAGGGUCCUCGGGACCCAGCAAAUGUUCCACGAUCCAGCGCCUUUGACCUUACGCGUCAUCAAGUGGUGGUGGGCCCUCGCGAUGGUAAUGCUGGCGUCCUGGGUGCCCAGAAGGAUGUAGAUGCGGCGGUAAACAAGGCUGACGAUGCCCAGCUCGAAGAUGAAGCUGCCCUUGAUAGAUCUGCGCGGUCUGAGAGAGCAUCGAGCGAGAUUCGACAGUCUAACCGCGAGCUGCUUGAGAAAGAGAGUACCUGGAACGCCAGAUUCUUGGGCACGCGCAGGGUGGGACGCAGUCGUGUCCGACGUCUUAACGCAUGA
This is a messenger RNA of Peronospora matthiolae, 333 nucleotides long. The record is from the annotation of a GenBank genome assembly. Lineage: Eukaryota; Oomycota; Peronosporomycetes; Peronosporales; Peronosporaceae.